AUGGUACUUUUCCUGUUUGUCCUUUUCCACCCUUUGAGAACGCCCAUCCUGGGUGGGGCUAUUGAACAAGGCCUAGCGGGGGCCGGCUCAGAGCGAAAAGUCUCCAAGUCACCCGAUUCGGCUCCAGAAAUCUCAGACUCAGGCUUGAUGUUCUUCUUUUCGGACUUCGAGCGCGUGCCAGUCGGGCACGGCGUCUAUGAGGUGGAGUACAAGGCGCACGACCUGUGGAUUCUUUUCGGCUUCGUCAUGUGCUUCCUCUGGGUCUACGAGUUCAGCACGGCAAUGCGGGGGGCCCCUGAAGUCUAA
Molecule: messenger RNA, 306 nt
Organism: Symbiodinium natans
Lineage: Eukaryota; Dinophyceae; Suessiales; Symbiodiniaceae
Source: the annotation of a GenBank genome assembly